Vigna radiata var. radiata (mung bean) is the source of this 1022-nucleotide messenger RNA. RefSeq lists its product as uncharacterized. The coding region runs from base 198 to 590 and encodes 130 amino acids. The record is from RefSeq and is a predicted model, not a curated record. Lineage: Eukaryota; Viridiplantae; Streptophyta; Magnoliopsida; Fabales; Fabaceae. The transcript has 2 exons.
UAUAAAAGACGGAACAAAACACUGUCUUCUUCCUUGGGAGUCCUCUUCCUCCUGUUAGGGUUUUCGAAGUUGCAGUAAUUUCAUCAUAAUACGAACUUUGAUUAAUGCGUUUUCAGUAACCAAGUCUCUAAGAAGAUCGCGAUUCCCCCAAAGCUUAUUUAUUCUAUCUGGCGGAAUCCGCGCUGCGACACGUGGCAAUGGCGUAUGUGGAUGAGGAUGGCUCUUCUGGCUCUGGUGAAGACGUGCAUAUGUUGGAUGGACACAAGCGUCAUCAGGUUGUUGUGCCGUCUGGUUCCGGUGGUCGGAAGCGGAGCCGCAAGGCUAACGGCGAUGCCAUUGUGGAUGCCAUGCUGGAGAUUGCUGCUGCUUCAAAGAUGAGGGCCAAUGCAAUUCUGAAGAAUGAGGACAGGUUCUCCAUAAGCAAGUGCAUUAAGGUGUUGGAUGAGUUGCAAGGUGUUGAUGAACAGCUCUACUUUCUUGCCUUGGAUUUGUUUGAGAACAACUCCAGUGCCCGUGAGAUUUUCAUCUCUCUCAAGGGUGAGAAGAGGUUGCCAUGGUUGCAGUGCAAGUUGAGUGCCCCCCAUAGUUGAAAUUGUUUAUGAAAGUGAUUGGAUUAUUUUGUACAGUCAAGCAGGUUGAAGAGGGGGAUGUAUAUAGUUUUGGAAUUUUUGAAUGUUAAUUCCUCAAUCCCAUAAUUUUAAGUUUAUUGUUGGGAUUGCUGUGUUAUGCAUAAUGGGAAAUUUGAAAUGCUUUCUGAAAGUAUGAAACAGAUACAUCAGAAUUGCAAACAAUUUUUGCCACAUUCGUUCUCUUUGUAGGUACACAUCAGUCAGAUGGAACUCAUUCUUGUACCAGCUGUUGCUGGCUACUAUCACUGUAGCUGGUAGCUUGCACAUUUAAGUUGCAGUUUAUGCACUUUUUUUUAUCUUGUUUAGCAAUGUUCUUCGUCAGACAUAUACUAAGGUUGUCCUUGAUGAUGACCAAGUUCGGAACUUUCCCUGAAUACUAUGCUUGUUUGGACU